This is a messenger RNA of Plasmodium vinckei vinckei, 2268 nucleotides long. RefSeq names its product glycosylphosphatidylinositol anchor attachment 1 protein, putative. Gene Ontology annotation, biological process: attachment of GPI anchor to protein. The record is from RefSeq and is a predicted model, not a curated record. Gene Ontology annotation, cellular component: membrane; GPI-anchor transamidase complex. The transcript is spliced from 5 exons. Bases 1 to 2268 code for a protein of 755 amino acids. NCBI's taxonomy places the organism in Eukaryota, Apicomplexa, Aconoidasida, Haemosporida, Plasmodiidae.
AUGGGUUUAUCAGAAAACCCUAGGUUUUUUUUACUAAUAGAUAAAAUCAUUAGGCGAAGCAAAAUUAUUGGAUUAGCCUUAUCAAUUAUAGGUUUAAUUUAUUUUUGUGUAAUCGAUAAGAUUAAUAAAAACGCUGAGCUAGAUGCCCGUUCAUUUGCGCAAUUUCCUGGGAAUUCUACACUUACUAAAAAGGAUGAAGAUUUUUUAAAUGAAACGAAUUCUUACUUUGAGAGCUAUGAAUAUAAAGAAGGAGAACAUGUAAUAGAUAUAGUGCAUGAUUAUAUUAAAAGGACGUCUAGUUUGGUUGAUACAGAAAAAUAUGAAAUUAAAAUAAAUGAUAAAGUUAAAGAUAAUAUAUUAAUAAGUAAUGUCGGAUGCAAAUUUUGUAAUAAUAUAGAAAAUUUAAUAGUUGUAAUAAAUUUUGAUUAUAAAGAAAGGAAAUAUUUUCAUUCAUUAGUAGUUGGUUUAACGCUGAUAAAUCAUUUUUUAAAUGCUAAUUAUAUGAGUAAAGAUAUAAUAUUUUUGUUUACUAAUAAAGAAUUAUUAUAUUCUUUGGGUGUUCAAAAGUUUAUCGAACAUUAUUAUUAUGGUAAUACAGAAAAUAGAAAAGUUCUUACGAGAUCAUCGAUAAUAAUAGAAUUUGAAUCUAUAUAUCCAUCCCAUAUUGAAAUUAAUUAUGAAAGUUUAAAUGGGAUGUUGCCAAAUCAAGACUUAAUUUUAUUAUUAAGAAAUGAACUAAAUCAUUAUAGCAUCCCUAUAAAAACAGACCCUGUGUACCAUUCUAUUUUGAAUAUUGCUUUGGAAAAAAAAUAUGAAAAGGGACACAUUUAUUUUUUAAGAGAGAGCAUUCCAUCAUUUACUAUAACCGGGGGAAGCAAGGUUCCAUUGAAAAGAAAAAUGAUAAAUUUAUUUAAUUUUACAAAAUCAUUACAAAGUUUUUUAAGAAGCCAAAGUAAUACACAUGAAGGUUUUUGCCAUUCAACCAAUUUUUAUUUCUUUAAUACUAUUAAAAAAUAUAUUCCUAUAAGUUUAUAUGUCUUUUGUGCUUAUUUAAUAUGCAGUUAUUGUAUUUUAAAAUUAAUAAAAGGGACAAUUUUUCGAAAUUAUGUAAAUUUUAUAGUUGGGAUAUAUAUGUAUAUAAUUACUAUAUUAACCAUAUCUAUGCCAAUCUAUUUAUUUUCAACCAAUGAAAAAAUAUAUGAUUUAAUAAAAUCGGAAAAGAGACUCCCAAUAUGUACAGAGUGGCACCCUGAUAAUUUUAAUAAGUAUAUUGAAAUAUCUAAUUAUUGGUUACGUAUUUUUAUUAUAUCAUUAUUUGUAGCGUUUAUUUUAAAUUAUUUUAUCUCUUUGGUUAUUUAUAAAUAUGUUAAAAUAUGGGAUUAUGAAAAAGAUAGAAAGAUACAAAAAAUUAUAAUUUUAGACAAAAUAAAAUAUCUUAAUAAUUUGUUAUAUAAUAGUAGCGAUGUUAAUUAUAUUAAAAAAUUUGUGAAUAGAUACAAAACAGAUAUAGAAUAUAUUAACAAGGAAAACAAAUUAAUUAAGCCUAAAGUAAUACAUAGUGACGAUGAAGACUUUGUGGAUGCUAAAAAAAAAAAAAGAGUUAUAGAAAUAAUACAUGAAAUAAAUGAUAUGGAAAAAGACCUCUAUUUACUUGGUGACGAAAAAUUUAAAUAUAUUUUAAAAAAUACUAUAGCACCUUAUAACUAUAUAAUGAACCACGCCAAUAUUUUUUAUUUCCUUUUCGUCGUUAUAGUUUCAUCGAUGUAUAAUUGGGCUUAUUCGAUACUGUUUUGUAUUAUACUUAUAACUCCGGUGUCAAUGUUACAUAAUAUAAAAGUGAAGAAACAUAAAAUGACUUCCAAAUUUAUAAUUUUAUUUUUUAUUCUUGGAGCAUUAAUGUAUUUAUAUCCAUUUGGAGGAUUUAUUCUGGAUAUGAGAAAUAAAAUAAUGAGCAUGCUAAUGAAUUUUUCUGCAAAGAGCUUGAAAUACAUGAAUUCAUCGGGGUUAUCAAAAAAAAUGUAUUUCCCCGAAUUUUUGGAAUUUAUUUGGUCAAAUAAAAUAUUUGAUACGCUAUAUUUAAAUAAGUAUUAUUUAGAUAAUAAAGACAUAAAGUUUAAUUAUAAUAGUGAGAUUAGUAAUAGUGUAUUAUUAAAUUUAUAUAGUAUAGCUCGAAAUCAUUAUUGUAUAGGCUCUCAAUUGUACCCUCUCUUAUGUUUUACAUUUUUUCCAAUAUUGUUCUAUAUAACAUUUAUAUUUUUUGUUCAAUAA